Messenger RNA from Triplophysa dalaica, 2185 nucleotides. RefSeq names its product sorting nexin family member 30 (gene snx30). The record is from RefSeq and is a predicted model, not a curated record. The transcript is spliced from 10 exons. Bases 38 to 1456 code for a protein of 472 amino acids. Lineage: Eukaryota; Metazoa; Chordata; Actinopteri; Cypriniformes; Nemacheilidae. Gene Ontology annotation, molecular function: phosphatidylinositol binding.
UAAAUUUCGCGGCUGCGCGUUGACGGUCAGCUGACAAAUGUUUGCUCAUUCAACUAGUGCGGCAGUGAAAUUAAACAACUGCGCGAAUUGUCUCUUUCCCUGCGCGAUGAGCACUGGUACCCCCAGAUCACUGCCCUCAUCCGGGCAGAAAUCCCUCAAAGACAUCUGCCACCCGCUGUCCGCGGAGGAGUCUGCGCGGAGCUGCAGCCCCGAUAGACUGAAAACCAGCAACCCAGGAGAGAAGGACCGGAGCCUGCCCAAUGGUACACCAGUAGACACAUCAAGCCCUGCCUCCUCUUCUUCACUAUUAAACCGACUGCAGCUGGAUGACGAUUUGGACGGAGAGACACGUGACUUGUUUGUGACUGUAGAUGACCCCAAGAAACAUGUGUCCACUAUGGAGACCUACAUCACCUAUAGAGUGUGCACAAAGACCACCAGAACAGAGUUUGACUUUCCAGAGUAUUCGGUAAGGCGACGGUAUCAGGACUUCGACUGGCUAAGAAACAGGCUAGAGGACAGUCAACCCACCCACCUUAUUCCACCCCUACCGGAAAAGUUUGUUAUGAAGGGAGUUGUGGACCGGUUUUCAGAGGAGUUUGUGGAGACCAGAAGGAAGGCACUAGACAAGUUCCUCAAACGUGUAGCAGACCAUCCGGUCCUGUCUUUCAAUGAACACUUCAAUGCAUUUCUCUCAGCAAAGGACUUGAAUAAACGUCUGGGCCUGGCUCUGCUGACUAAAAUGGGGGAAUCGGUGAAAUAUGUGACAGGUGGUUAUAAACUGAGGGGGCGGCCGAUGGAGUUUGCAGCUAUGGGCGAUUAUCUGGACGUAUUCACACAGAAGCUGGGCACCAUUGAUAGGAUAGCACAGAGAAUUAUCAAGGAGCAAUCAGAGUACCUAAUGGAACUGAGGGAAUACAGUCCCGUCUACACCUCCUGGACAUCUUUUGAGGAGGACCUUCAUGAACCUCUGGAAGGUGUGGCUGGGUGUGUGUCGAACUGCACCAGCGCACUGGAUGAACUCACUGAGGACAUGAGCGAAGACUUCCUACCUGUGCUUAAAGAAUAUGUCCUCUACAUUGAGUCUAUGAAGAAUGUUCUUAAAAAACGAGAUCAGGUCCAAGCUGAAUAUGAAACGAAACUGGAGGCAGUUGUGUUCAGAGAGGACAAAAAGACACCGGUGCCUACUGAUGUGGAGAAAUGUCAGGAUCGUGUGGAGUGCUUCAAUGCCGACCUGAAGGCUGACUGGGACCGCUGGCAGAACAACAAACGACAAGACUUCAGACAGCUGUUGACAGGCAUGGCCGACAAAAACAUCCAGUACUAUGAGAAGUGCCUUGCAGCGUGGGAGUCCCUGAUUCCGUUGUUACAAGACAAACAGGAAACAAAAGGCUGGAACAGCAGAAUCACGGUUCUGGGAACUCUAAACUGUUUGCAGCCUGGAGAGGAACACUAGAGAUCGGGAAAGUCUUUGGCAUCAACAAAUUUGUUGUUUUCAGCAAAAUGUUUGCCAAUAAUCCUUUUGUAAAUGCUUGUUUCAAUGCUGCCUGUUUCAAUGGAACAAAAUGUCAGUGUUUUUUUCUUAUAAUUGUUGAAGAUUGUGCAGAAGGUUUGCCAACAUUCCUCUUGCCAAAGAUGUAAAACUGAAGUUCAAAGUUUCAACAUCUGCUUCUUUCUGAUGAAUCCUCGGACAUAUGCUAUAUGCACAAGUUACUUCUGCAUUUCUUGGGAAGAACCCUCUGCAGUUUCCGGUUGGAAGACCAAAGAGAAGAUAGUUCAAUUUAGCGGUUGCUUUACACCGCGGCAUACUGUCGUGGUAUAUAGAAAGGCUGUUCAACCGUAUCUGAAAUGAUACUUUCAUAAGCUUACAUGUCGUUAUAACAUUCAAAUUCAGUAGAAUGCCACUUCUAUACAAUAUACCACUGCGGCAUGCCGCAAUCUACAGAAUCUGCUUAAUUUAACUAUUUUCUCAGAUUCCAAUUUGUUUCUGCAGUUUCCAGUUGGGGAUACUUAAAGCAGAGGGUACUUGCGUUAAACGUGGAAGUCACACGUGAAUAGAGCACAUUGGAAUCACACUUGCCUAAACUGGCAGCUCCCUUAUUACAUUCUGAAUUAAGGUCACGGAGUUGAAAUGAAUGAUGUUUGCUAGAUAUACUUGACCUCAUUAAAUAUUUAUGAUAAAAUG